Messenger RNA from Exophiala bonariae, 1053 nucleotides. RefSeq lists its product as uncharacterized. Gene Ontology annotation, molecular function: oxidoreductase activity. NCBI's taxonomy places the organism in Eukaryota, Fungi, Ascomycota, Eurotiomycetes, Chaetothyriales, Herpotrichiellaceae. The record is from RefSeq and is a predicted model, not a curated record. The transcript has 3 exons. Bases 1 to 1053 code for a protein of 350 amino acids.
AUGCCUUCAGCCUGGCAAAUAGCAGAUGGAGAAGCUCAAGACUGGCAGUCCAUUGCGGCCAUCGAGAAUCUACAUCUCGUCCACGACAUACCCAAACCCGUACCAGGCCCCGGAGAAGUACUCCUGAAUAUCAAAGCCGUUGCGCUCAAUGCCAGAGAUAUGAUGGUCGUGGCCCACAAUCCCGUAUAUCCUGCCAUCGCAAUUCCAGAACUGGUACCAUGUGGCGAUGCAGCCGGCGUGAUUGAAGCAGUUGGUCCUGAUAGUAAAUGGAAAGUCGGCGACAAGGUCCUGUUCAACCCUGUCGCUUGGGUAGAUGGGCCAGUCAAGACUUUUGAGGAGUCUGACGGUACAGGCGCUGGAUCCCACCAGGGAACACUCCGAGAGUAUGCCGUAUUUCCCGAUAGUCGUCUUAUUGCGGCACCUUCCCAUCUCUCAUUUGUCGAGAUGGCCAGUCUAGCAGCCGCGGCGGGGACUGCAUCUCAUACGCUGUUUUACAAUCGAAUUCCCUUCAAGAAGGGUGACAUCGUUGUCGCGCAGGGCACCGGGGGCGUCAGUGCCUUUGUCAUUCAGCUUGCAGCCGCCGCGGGCGCAACCGUGAUCGCAACCUCAUCAUCCGACGAAAAGCUCUCAACGGCCCGCUCACUCGGGGCAACCCACCUGAUCAACUACAGAAAAACGCCCGACUGGGGCGCCGAAGUCCUCCGCAUCACCAACGGCCAAGGCGCCGACCACGUCGUGGACGUUGCCGGCGCCGGCACGAUCGAGCAAUCGAUCCUCGCGGCCAAGCACGGCGGCCUCGUCUCGCUCAUCGGAUUUCUGACGGAGAGCAAGAAGACCGAUCUCGUCGCACCGAUCAUCAUUGGUGCGAAGACCAUCUAUGGCGUACUGGGAAUGAGUAAUGUCAUGCUUGAGAAGGUCGUGGAAUUGUAUAACGAGCAUCAGCUGCAUCCGCCGAUUGCCAAGGUGUUUAAGUUCCAGGAGGCGAAGGAUGCUUUUGCCGAGUUGACGAGGUUGAGUGCGGUUGGGAAGAUUGUUGUUGAGGUUGGGGUUUGA